AGAAUUUUAGAAAACCUCUUUAUAUUAAUGCAAAACCUCACCUCUUGUCUCUCUGUCUCUGAAACAGUCAACCUCAUAUUCAUUCCUCUCUCUCUUGCUUCCAUGGACGAAACCAAUGGAAAAAGAGAAACUCACGAUUUCAUGAAUGUUAACGUCGAAUCCUUCUCUCAGCUUCCUUUUAUCAGCCGUACUCCUCCCAAAGAAAAAAGCUCCAUCGUUCGUCUCUUCGGCCAAGAGCUCGUCAGAGACAAGUCUUCCGGUGCUCAACAAGAAGACUUCUGUGAGACCACAACGAUCAAGAUCAACGAAGAGAACUCUGAGAAUGUCAAGGAGAAGGACAAAGACAAGGAGAAAGACAACAGCAACAACAACAGGAGAUUCGAGUGUCACUACUGUUUCAGAAACUUCCCUACUUCUCAAGCCCUAGGUGGACACCAAAACGCUCACAAACGCGAACGCCAACACGCCAAACGCGGUUCUAUGCCAUCAUACCUUCAUCAGUCUGACUCUCACCACGUCUACGGCUUCCUAAACAACCACCACCACCACCGUCACUAUCCCACGUGGACGACGGAAGCUAGAUUCUACGGUGGUGGAGUAGGAGGACAACAAACGCCGUCGUAUUACUCACGCACUCUUCUUCCCCCUCCUUCUUCUAACCCACCGACGAUCAACGGAAGUCCUUUGGGUGUGUGGCGUGUACCACCGCCUUCCACGUCAGCAAACGCUAUUCAUGGCGUUUACUCAGCUUCACCAGCUUCAGCGUUUAGAACGCACGAGCAGGAGCGUAAAGAGCCGAACUGGCCGUACAGAUUGAUGAAACCUAAUGUGAAAGAUCAUGUGAGUCUCGAUCUUCAUCUUUGACACUUUGUUUUGGUAUGCAUCAUUUUAAUUUAGCCGUGAUGAGACUUGUUCGGACGGUAAAGCCUAUUCUUCUGAGGGUCUUGGAGAAAAAAGAAAAAGAAAACAAAACCAAGGAGAACCAGCAUAAUGUGUAGAUCUUGAAACUUUGAGGGUUUUUUUCAGGUUUGAGUUUAUAUUGUUAUAGAAUUAUUAAGGGAAUAAUAUUUGAUUUAACAGUAAAA
Raphanus sativus (radish) is the source of this 1085-nucleotide messenger RNA. RefSeq names its product zinc finger protein 8. Gene Ontology annotation, molecular function: DNA-binding transcription factor activity. Lineage: Eukaryota; Viridiplantae; Streptophyta; Magnoliopsida; Brassicales; Brassicaceae. The record is from RefSeq and is a predicted model, not a curated record. The coding region runs from base 28 to 864 and encodes 278 amino acids. Gene Ontology annotation, biological process: trichome differentiation; response to gibberellin; trichome morphogenesis. The transcript has a single exon.